UCCCGAUUUUCCGUUCGUGCUUUAACCGUGCGGUGGAUUUUUCGUGCGGCAUUUUAAAUUUAUCAUCAGUGCGAGGAUUAUCUGUGGCUGGCGGCCACAGGUUGGCGCAUGAAUGCUGGUUACUUACGGAUGGCCACUCAACAUUUGAUUGGUUUAGAUUUAUUUACUCAACUGGUUGAAAUUUGCUGCGAUUACAGAAAGUCACUUUAUAAGUCAAAAUUAGAAAUAAAUUUCAACUCUAAAGUUCUUUCAACAACUAUUUUAAAACUGUCCAGGGAUGCAGAAAUACGUAAUAAUAAAUGUUUAAUCUGUUUUAGUCGAAGACAAGCAGUACAAUAACAGUCAAAGAUGCUUUUGGACCGCAACUAAAUGACGAUAACCAGGUAAAUUUACCUGGCACGCCACUGCCAUCGCUAGUCCAAGACAAUGAAGAAUUUCCAGAUCCCACGCCACCUCUGACUCCUAUAACAAAAGAACAGGUUUUGGACCCAGAGAGUUUAUAUUUUAGAGAUGGCCGACGAAAAAUCGAUAUGGUUUUGGUAUAUGAAGAGGAAGAACUUGGUGUAAUGACCGAAGCUGAAGCAAAACGAAGAGAUAAAAGAAAAUCCUUCCAGGAAAAUUUAAUGAAAGAAGGCCUAGAACUGGAACUUGAACACAAAGAUUUAUCAUUUGAUGGUAGAACAUGGUUUCUAAAAGUGCAUUUACCUUGGAAAACGAAAACGAGAUAUGCUGCUCUUAUGGCUAUGAAACUUCCCAUCAAAAGGUUUAUUACCAUAUCCGUAAAAGCCUGGGACGACAAAAAAGAAUCGAGGAAUUCAGAAAGCUUUUAUUUUAGAUGGCAAAAGAAAUGGAAGGAAUUUUUUGAGUUUAACCACGAUUUAAUAAACCAAGAACCAUCAUUUUACGAUGCAACUGAAGGGGGUGGUGAUAGAGAAGAACAAUUUGUUGUAAAAGACAGAGUGACCGAAUAUUCCAGCGCUCAAAGAAGCUUAAUAGUUAUGCAAAUUUUGUUGAGAGUAAAAUUUGAUGACACGGACAAAGUUGGAAUCCGAAGACUUUUAAAUGACUCUACAUACUACGCAUGUUUUCCAUUACACGAAGGGAAAUGGAAUAAAGACACAAGCGAUGGUAAAAUUCUUGACAGAAGGCUUUUAUAUUUGGAAUGGGCAAGACCGUCGAAAUGGAUGAAAAGACAGCCGUUAAAUUUAGUAAGAAAAUAUUUCGGUGACAAAAUAGGUUUAUAUUUUUGCUGGCUGGGAUAUUAUACAAAAAUGCUAUAUGCUCCAGCCUUAGUAGGAACUUUAUGUUUUUUAUAUGGAAUUUUUACUAUCGACGGUGAUGACAAUAUACCAACUAAAGAAAUAUGUGAUUUAAACGGUCCAGGCAACAUAACUUUAUGUCCAAUGUGUGAUAAAGUGUGUAAAUAUCAAAAACUUAUAGAAAGUUGUAAAUUUGCUAGACUAACAUACCUCUUUGAUAAUCCAGCUACUGUCUUCUUUGCCAUUUUCAUGAGUUUAUGGGCCACGGUCUUUUUGGAAAUGUGGAGAAGAAAACAAAGUGUAAUACAGUGGGAAUGGGACCUUCAGGAUACAGAACAAGACGAAGAACCUAGACCAGAAUUCGAAACAAGUGUCAAAACUUUUCGAACAAAUCCUGUAACUAGGGAUAAGGAACCUUAUUUACCAACCUGGACAAGAGUAGGGCGUUUAGCUAUAACAGGUUCUGCUGUAUUUUUUAUGCUAAUUGUGGUGUUAUGUGCAGUUUUAGGAACAAUAAUUUAUAGACUGUCCCUCGUAUCGGUGAUAUAUACAAGUAAAAAUUCAUUUAUGAAAAAACAUGCCAAAAUAGUGACUUCUGUAUCAGCUGCCGUUAUGAAUUUAAUAAUUAUUAUGUUUCUUACUAGGUUUUAUCAUAGACUUGCGAUAUAUUUAACAAACUUAGAAAGUCCACGUACUCAAACCGAAUACGAAAAUUCAUAUACGUUUAAAAUUUUCUUUUUCGAAUUUAUGAACUUUUAUUCGUCUUUGAUAUAUAUCGCAUUUUUUAAGGGUAGAUUUUUUGAUUACCCUGGCGAUGCGGAAUCAAGGCAAUCUGAAUUUUUACGAGUCAAACUAGAUAUCUGUGAUCCAGCUGGUUGUUUAAGUGAAUUAUGUAUUCAACUGGCUAUUAUCAUGAUAGGAAAGCAGAUUUUUAAUAAUUUCGUCGAGCUAUUCAACCCAGCAUUUUACAAUUGGUGGAGGAUGAGAGCUCACAAAUCUAAUACAAAAGACUUAACAAGACCGCACACAAGGUGGGAGGAAGACUACCAUCUUCAAGAUCCAGGCAGAUUAGCUUUGUUCGACGAAUAUUUGGAAAUGAUACUCCAAUAUGGUUUCGUUACACUGUUUGUAGCAGCAUUCCCUUUAGCUCCGUUAUGUGCCUUAUUAAAUAAUAUAGCUGAAAUACGGUUGGACGCUUACAAAAUGGUAACGCAGGCUAGAAGACCUUUGGCGGAAAGGGUUGAGGAUAUUGGAGCUUGGUAUGGUAUUUUGAGAGCUAUAACAUACGCCGCAGUUGUUUCAAAUGGAUUUGUUAUAGCAUAUACAAGCGACUUCAUUCCAAGAAUGGUUUAUCAAUACAAAUAUUCUGAAUCAUUCAAUUUGACUGGUUACAUAGACGCUUCUCUAUCAGUUUUUAAUACGUCCCAUUAUACGGAAGAAAUGAGAGUAGCCGAUGAACCAAACCCUCCACAAACUUGCCAAUAUAGAGGUUAUAGAAAUGGUCCUGAUGAAUCUGAUCCUUACGGAUUGAGUCCACAAUAUUGGCACGUUUUCGCUGCUAGGUUGGCAUUCGUUGUAGUUUUUGAGCAUGUUGUUUUCGCCUUGGUUGGUAUUAUGCAGUACGUUAUUCCAGAUAUACCUUCAGAGUUGAAGACUCAAAUCCAAAGAGAAAGUCUUUUAGCUAAAGAGGCUAAAUAUGAGCAUGGACUAAAAAAGAGCGACUAUGACUAUGAAGAACUAAUGCAAGUCUUCAGAGACAAUAAUAAUGCUUCUAGAAGUGAAAAUAGAGCAGGAUUGAGAGGUUCUUGGGCAAGAAGAUUGAGUCGACUGUCUGACGGUCUAGAAGCUCAUGUUGAAGUGAUAAGCAGGAAAAGAAAUUCACAAGAAAAUACAGUUUGGGAAGCGUCUCAUUGAUAGUUACUGUUAAAUUACAGAUUUAGUUGUAAUUUUUUUUUACUGUGUAU
Molecule: messenger RNA, 3223 nt
Organism: Psylliodes chrysocephalus
Lineage: Eukaryota; Metazoa; Arthropoda; Insecta; Coleoptera; Chrysomelidae
Source: the annotation of a GenBank genome assembly